UGGGCCUAGCGUCGCGGCCGCGACCCCUGGCGCGGACGUCCCUUGCAGCGCCGUGGGCUGCGGACCCCGGGUUUCGCCGUCAGCUCGGCCUUUGUAGCUCAGGCCCCGUCGACCGUGGGCUUCGGGGAGAAGCGCCUGCCCUGAGAGCAUCCGGGGUCAACCUCUCCUACCGCUCUGGUCGGGCCGCUGGGAGGAAAGUGGCUCCAAGUCCAGCCCAUGCGCAGCAAAGCAAGUUAAGGAUUUAAUAUGAAGCGCAGGAGCAGAUAGUGCCAGAUAGUGCCAGACAGCAGGCAGCACCUGGUACACAUUGCUGGAAAAGCAGUGUCCGUGUUGUUAUGUACACCUCCAAAAAAGUUCAGAUCUGUAGGGGAAUUGUUGUGUAAAGUAAACUGAACAAAAGGGUAGCAGUGUUUUAAUAGCUAUUGUAGGCCUCUAUUUACUGUAUUAAAAAUGAGUAAAAGAACAAGCAGUGACAGCCCACUAGGAAGGGUUAGUGUGGCAGCUUUUCCUUCUCCCACUGCUGCUGAGAUGGCAGAAAUUAGUCGAAUUCAGUAUGAGAUGGAAUACACUGAAGGAAUUAGUCAGCGAAUGAGGGUCCCGGAAAAGUUAAAAGUAGCACCACCAAAUGCUGACCUAGAACAAGGAUUCCAAGAAGGCGUUCCAAAUGCUAGUGUGAUAAUGCAAGUUCCAGAGAGGAUUGUUGUGGCAGGAAAUAAUGAAGAAAUUUCAUUUUCACGACCAGCAGAUCUUGACCUUAUUCAGUCAACUCCUUUAAAGCCUCUGGCACUAAAAACACCGCCUCGUGUACUUACACUAAGUGAAAGACCCCUAGAUUUUCUGGACUUAGAAAGACCUUCUCCAACCCCUCAAAAUGAUGAACAGAUCCGUGCAGUUGGCAGGCUAAAAAGAGAGCGCUCCAUGAGUGAAAAUGCUGUUCGCCAAAAUGGACAGCUGGUCAGAAAUGAUUCCAUGUGGUACAGAUCAGAUUCUGCCCCAAGAAAUAAAAUUUCAAGGUUCCAGGCAUCAGUUUCUGCACCGGAGUACACUGUGACACCAUCGCCACCACAGACACGGGUCUGCCUUCCCCAUAUGUCACCUGAAGACGGAGCUAAUCUUUCCUCUGCUCGUGGCAUUUUGUCGCUUAUCCAGUCUUCUACCCGUAGGGCUUACCAGCAGAUCUUGGAUGUGCUGGAUGAAAACCGCAGUGUAAGAAGACAAAAUGAAAUACGUUAUGAAAGACCUGUGUUGCGUGGUGGGUCCGCCGCCGCCACUUCUAAUCCUCAUCAUGACAACGUCAGAUAUGGCGUUUCAAAUGUAGACGCAGUCAUUGAAGGAACAGCAGAGGACAUGACUGUGGUAGACGCAGCUUCAUUAAGACGACAGAUAAUCAAACUAAAUAGACGCCUGCAGCUUCUAGAAGAGGAGAACAAGGAGCGUGCUAAAAGAGAAAUGAUCAUGUAUUCAAUUACUGUUGCAUUCUGGCUGCUUAAUAGCUGGCUCUGGUUUCGCCGCUAGAGGUAACCUCAGCACUAAAAUAUUGUCUCAACUGCUGGAAAUAUAAAGGAUUUGCAAACUUCUUCAUUUCUGUCUUUGCCUUGUAUGCCAUUUUAUAGCCCGUGCUCUAAAAAAUGUAUUUCUUCCGGAAAUAGGGGAAAGGACCUAUAUUUGUAGAAGUAAAAGUAUAUUCUGUCCCUCCGCUGUACUCUCUUUAAAACCAAUUCUGCAGUGACACCAUAUGUAAAAUUCUUUUGCAUGGUUUGUAAAUAGGUUCUACUUUGUGUUUUUUUUUUUUUUUAAGAGAAAUUGAUUUUUCACCUUAUCAGUCUGCACAACUGAUUCUCUGAAAGGGAAAGAGAAUGCAUCAAGAAUGGAUUUAGAAAGGUAUCUGUAAAAGAAAAAAGUGUUUUGUGCUGUUUCUCGACACUGUUAGGCAGUUUUGUUAACAGGCAUUUUUGCACCACCUUUCAACAUCAGCUCUUUUGAAGUCAUGGUCUGGUACCAGAUUUAAGAAAAUUCAAACCACCUAAUAUUUCAUGAUCACCUGUACAGAUUAAAUUAAUUGCUAACAAUUCAGCAGUAAUGUAUGUGUGUUAUGUGCAUUAUUUUCAUUUUAGUUUUGCAGAUGGUUUUCUAUAAAGUACAUUUUUACUAAGUCAUGUGUGAACAAUUAGAAAAAAACGACAGAAUAGGUACAAAUGUAGUGUAUUUAAUAAACUGUCGACCAAAGCAAUGCUUGUCUGUGGAACGAGUCAUUUGGCCACCCCGUGCUGUGACCUGCACGCACGUGGUGUUGCUUCCCUGAGUCUGCUUGUCUUGGGCAGUGCGGCUGGGGACCGGGAAGUAAUGGAGGCCCCAGUCGUGUCUGCAUCCUGUGGGCACUGGCUGUAGGUGGUUUUCUCAUUUAUUAUGUGUGUCAAGUGGUUCAGAUUAAAAUACCUUGAGUUUCCGGGUCUUAUUUUUCUGUUGUUGUUACCUGCUAAUAUAUAAAUCUUAUUAGACUUAAACAUACCAAUGAAACCAAGUCCUGUGUUUACUUCUCAAAACUAUUUUCCUUUUUUGUUCAGAAACAGAUAGAAUUCAGUUAAAUAUAACAUUCUCUAUGCAUUCUCUACGCAUGUACCUUGCUACCAAAGCAGUGAGUGUUGGGAAAAGCAAUUAAUUCCUCAGAUGUGAGUAGAUUCCUUGUUCUGCUUAGUCUUUUGCUCUUUCCUCUUAAAAAUAUGAGAAAGAUGAUUCUUCUUUGUUCUUAGGUUUACUGUGAACUUGAUGAUAGUAUUUUCUGGCCCAUGGUAGUCGUCUUCUGGCUGUUGACAAUACUCUAAUGAUGCCAUGGCUAUAUUAAUUCUGGCUUUACACGCAUCAUAAGGUAACUCAUGUAAGUGACCCUCCCAGUUGAUACUGCAAAAAUAAUAAAAAUGAUGACUAAAAAAAACCACUCCUUCUGCUGGACAGGCAUGAAAAGGAUCCCACAGACCAAAACGGAUGAAAGGAGGAAUUGGGAGAUGAGAACAAAGGCUGUUUUUUUGUCAAAUGCUGGAGACCUGGAUUUUUAAAUGGUUCUGCAAAAGGAGCAGUAGAUAAAAUUCUUUUCCUUGGUCGAGCUCUAACAGAAGUCCCAUGGCCGAAGCAGGGACCUCAAACACUCCUUCCAUGACACAGGCAAAUGAGAAAUCUUCCUCAAGAAGGGGCAACAAAAACAUGCCUUUCCUGAACUUGUCACCUAUCUGAAAGUAGAGCUUCGUUCUUAACUUCAAAGUUAAAUUCUAUUAUUCCAACCCAUUUCCCCUAAAAGUUACUCAUCACUGUUAAGAAAAGAAUGAUUUUUGAGAUUAAAAUCAGUGCAUUCAUGCCGAUCAGGAUAAUCAGAAAAUAUUUCUUAAAUGCUUGAGUUGAACUUUGAUUGAUAGAUAUAAAUGUGUGAUUCUUAGCAAGCAAACAAUAUAGAACAAGAUUCCAGGUGCAAGGAGCAGAGGGAGAAAGAGCACAGCUGGGAGUCUGAAGUGUACAGUCAAGAAUAGCAAGUAUAUUUUUGUUACACUAUUUCCAGAACUCUAGGGUGUUGUUUUGUUUUGUUUUGUUUCCCCCAGUUCUGGGAAUACUUACGGAAGCAUUUGCAGGUGAUUUACUUUCAGAGAGAUGAUUUUAUGAAAAUUGUGUAUUUUCAAGAAAGCUUUCCUUCCUUCCCUGCAAUGUCUGUUUUUCAGCUUCUGAGCUCUAACUGGAAUUGAAGUUGAGUUGUUUUUCUGGGCCUGCAGUCUAGAAAUGUUUAUCAUCAAUGUUCUUUUAAUUUCAAAGAAUUAUCUCAGUAAGUGCACACUUGCUGACACGCAGACUGACCUGAGGACUAAGCAGUUAUAGAAGAUAGUGCACAAACCCUGCUCUUGGGGAACUGAGAGAUUAAUGGGGGUGUGCAGAUAAGGCUUAUUAAAGAAUGAGAGGAUAUAAAAACAACUUUACUGCUGGGUGUGGUGUUGCAUACUUGCAAUCGCAGCACUCGGGAGGCUGAGACAGAAAUACUGAUGAAAAUUUGAGGUCAGCCUGGGCUACAUAGUGAGACCCUGUCUCAAAAAAACAGAACAAUUUUUGUUUCCUAGGAAAGAGGAACUUGGAAUGUGUGGUACAGGAUAGGGAGGGAGCAGAUACAGUAAAAAAUGCAAACAUAAAGAUUCCAAAAAGAGACUGAACUUGGACGUCGGAAUGAGAGUUAAGAAGCAUUAAGCCAGGCAUCUUGGUAUACACAUGUAAUCCCAGCUCUUCUGAAGCUGAGGCAGAAGGAUUACAAAUUCUAAGCCAGCCUGGGCAACUUAGUGAGACCCAGUCUCAGAAAAAUGAGAGGCUGAGGCUGUGGCUUAGUGGUAGAGCACUUGCCUAAUGAGUGUGAAUCCCUGAAUUCAGUCCCCAAGUACAGCUAGGAAAACAACACACACACACAUUGAGCUUUGCAAAUGAUUGGGUGCACUUUGUGUGGGGGUUAGAACGGAGGGUAUGUGGCCAUGUGUGGUAUAGAUAUGCUUUUGAAAGUUCAGGUACCAGAUCAGAGAUGGUGUACCCCUAAAAGGUACUGCAGGUGGCCCAUAGGCUUUCACAUAUUUAAUUCAUGGCAACAUUUCUAUAAUUCUAAGGAAUGAAAAAGCCACCAAUUCCUUCAGCUGAUUGUGUUACUGCCAGUCAUCCUGUGUUUUGCUCUCUGAAAUGAGAGAUUGAAGUGUCCUUCUCCCAGGCCUGCAGAGCACUGCAGUCCUGUUUCCCAUUGCUAUGGAAAUAAGAAAGCUGGAACAUCCUCACUGACUUUAUUACUUACUCACGUAGAGUACACUGUCAUACUCAUUUUGCCUGUUUUAAUUUCAUGGCAGUUAGCAGUCUUCAUGUAGUGAGCAUAAAAUCUUCACUAAAAACUGGGUACUAAAGAUAGGAGUCACCAUUCCUUUGACAGAACACUUACAGUGGCCCUGCUUUGCACCUGGCUCUGCCCUGUGUGCUGAUUAAUGCGGCUGUCUUUGGGCCCACGGAACUUAAAUCCUGUGCAGGACAGUGAACUAUAAAGGGCAAGCACAAAUGGAGAUAUGUUGCCAUGUGAUAAGCACCGUGAAGGAGAGAGUUAAAAGAAGCCGGGUGUGGUGGUGCAAGGCUGUAGUCCCAGCACUUUGCAGGCUGAGGCAGGAGAAUCAUGAGUACAAGCCCAGCCUGGGCAAGUCAGUGACUUAGCAAGUCCUCAUCCCAAAAUAAAUGUAGGGAGAUACAUGAAUGGCUGGGUAGAUGGAUAAAAAGGGCUGGGGAGGUAUCUCAAUGCAGAGCUCCUGGGUUCAAUCCCUAGUACCCCCAAAAUACCAUUUUUCAUUAGUUGGCUAAGCACAGCAUCUCAGGAGGGAAAAAAAAGUGUAUCUGUACUGAAGACUGAAGGAUGAAGAGAACUCAGCCAGACACAAGACAGGUGGGGUGUGGGGCGGAGACAGCAGAGGUCUUUUAAGGACCUUAGGUGGCAGGGACUGAUGAAUAAAUGGAUGAGGACGUGGUCCUUUGUUCUCAAAUUCUGUAGUGAUGAGGGUGCAAAAGCACGAGCUACCUGGGUCUGGGAUGGUAAUACUGGCUUUGGUGACUGCUAACUCAGUUGAUUGGAGUCAUGUGCACUGAAGACUUCCUCGAGUGGAUAUUAAGUUAGACACCAAGGAAAAGAGGUGCAGGUAGGCGUGUACAAAAGGAGUUUAGCAGUAAAGGCUCACAAGCUGUUGAUAUUACUCAUUUGGACAGCCACCAUGUAAGUAUUGUUGUUACUGGAACCUUAAACCCAGCAAACAUUUUAAAAGUUGAAAUAAAAUGCAGGAGUGAUAGCAUUCAGAAAAUUACAGAUUCUUUUAGUUUUGUCUGUUUUAGAACAUUUUCAUAUGGCAAAUACAUGAUUUGGUUAUCCUGGGGUUUUUUUGUUUGUUUGUUUUGAAGAUUGUCAUAUAUAGAAACCACCUUUUGAAAGACUAAUUUUUUCUCUAGGUGUUUUUUUAAAAAUUAUUAAAAAUUAGCUUAGGAAAAUAAGAGUAUAAUGAAUUGCUGUGCACCUGUCAUUUAUAACAGUGAACAUUUUUUUCUUUCACUUUAUUUUUUGACGUAUUUUAAAACCAUCGUGCUCCCCACUCCAGUAUAUAAAUAUGCUUUUCUUUAAAAACCAAGGACAGAGGGGGCUGGGGAUUUAGCUCAGCGGCAAUAAGUACCUGCCUUGCAAGCAGGCGGUCGUGAGUUCGAUCCCCGGUACCGAUAAAAAGGAAAAAGACAAAAAAAAAAAAACAAAAA
This is a messenger RNA of Cavia porcellus (domestic guinea pig), 6282 nucleotides long. RefSeq names its product mitochondrial fission factor (gene Mff). The coding region runs from base 451 to 1515 and encodes 354 amino acids. The record is from RefSeq and is a predicted model, not a curated record. NCBI's taxonomy places the organism in Eukaryota, Metazoa, Chordata, Mammalia, Rodentia, Caviidae. The transcript is spliced from 12 exons. Gene Ontology annotation, cellular component: mitochondrial outer membrane; peroxisome. Gene Ontology annotation, biological process: positive regulation of mitochondrial fission.